Molecule: messenger RNA, 1590 nt
Organism: Penicillium pulvis
Lineage: Eukaryota; Fungi; Ascomycota; Eurotiomycetes; Eurotiales; Aspergillaceae
Product: cytochrome P450 52A12
Exons: 1
Coding region: 1-1590 (529 amino acids)
Molecular function (GO): oxidoreductase activity, acting on paired donors, with incorporation or reduction of molecular oxygen; monooxygenase activity; iron ion binding
Source: RefSeq, a predicted model, not a curated record
AUGUAUCUCAGCCUUCUUGUUGUUUUGGUCCUCGGUAUUAGCGCUGGGACAUGGCAAGUCUCACGAUCAAUUGCCGCCAUCCGCCACCGCAGGAGGCUAGCUCAACAACAUGGAUGCCAAGCUCCUCCAUCUCUGCCUCAAAAGGAUAAAAUCCUCGGAACUGACGUUUCAUUCGAGGAAUACUGCAAUUUUCGCAGCAACUCAUACCUGGAGAUGUUAAAGGAGCGAUUUGAUUCGUGUGGACAUACAUGGGCAUGUACGAGCAUGGGGCGAACGAGCGUGUCUACGAUCGAUAUCGAAAAUAUCAAAACCAUCCUUGUGACCGAUUCCCAAUUAUAUGGGCUGGGGAGAACGAGAAGCUCGGUCUUGGGGACAACACUCGACCACGGCAUAUUCACUUCGGAGGGAAACGAGUGGAAGUUCUUGCGACGUAUGAGUAAGCCUGGGUUCUCAGCGUCCCAUGUCAGUCUCGAACCUCACAUCCAAAGCCUGGUGUCUCAAAUUCCCAGUGAUGGCUCACCCGUUGACCUACAACCGCUUUUUCAUGACUUGACUCUGUACAACGCCACCUCGAUCUUCUGGGGUCAAGAUGCGGUCAAAAUGCUGGAUGCUCAGCAGCAAUCACUCUCCCGGCGAAUCAAUGCCGCCAUCUGUAAGGCGUUCGAGCACACUCAGGAAGUGAUGGUUUUCGGUCCUAUGGCAAAGUUGCUUCAGUCCUCGUCAACAGAGAAAGCUAUCAAGCUCGUCUACGACUUCAUAUUUGAUAAUUCGAAUGCUGCGUUCACAUUGAAAAACCAUCCUGCGACGCAGCACAUCGCUCACGAUAAGACGGUAUCAGGGCUAUUCUAUGAUCAGUUUGGCGCCCAUGGCUUCGAUACGGCCCAUAUCCAAAUAAGACAGAUGUUCAUGGCGGCAGAAGGCACUACGGCCGAAACAUUAACGCAUCUUUUCCUUCUUCUAUCUCGCCAUCCACGCGUACUUGACAACCUACGCGCCGAAAUCACGUCCCAGCUCCCGAAUGGCACUAUACCAACAGCUUCUCACCUCAAUAGUAAAUUGGAAUACAUGAAUGCUUGCGUGAAAGAGGUUUUGCGACUCUACCCGACGGUACCUUUCAACAAUCGCGUCGCUCUUCAGGAUACCGUCCUCCCUAGGGGCGGAGGCCCGGAUGGCUUAUCCCCCAUAGUCGUUCCAGCUGGCUCGGAAAUAUCCCUUCCGCAUUAUCCCCUUUAUCGACGAAAGGAUAUCUUCGGAGACGAUGCUGAAGAAUUUGUGCCGGAGAGAUGGUUGUCUUCCGACGAUGAUAAAUCCUCUGAGAGCUGGUCCAAACAGUCUGAAAAUUACCUCCCUUUCAGUAUUGGGAAACGCGCAUGCCCUGGGCGACAAAUUGCACUUGAAACGGUGCGAUAUGCCACAGUGCGGUUGAUUCAGCAUUUUCCAUACAUCUGCGAUGCUUCUGGAGGACGACCAUGGCAAGAAAAUUGCGGUGCCACAUUACAGAGCAAGCAUGGUGCUGUUGUGUCGAUGAAGGGCAAGAUGGAAUUCGAUAAAUCUAUAGACUCGGGAUAUGGCUCUGACAAUGUUUCGUAA